Molecule: messenger RNA, 1665 nt
Organism: Symbiodinium pilosum
Lineage: Eukaryota; Dinophyceae; Suessiales; Symbiodiniaceae
Source: the annotation of a GenBank genome assembly
AUGGAGGCUGCGAAUCCAGAGAUGCCUUCGCUCUCCCUUGGCUUCAGCCUGGAGUCGCCCCAGCAGCGCUGGCGGAAUGUCUUGGCACAGUCCAACAAGGAGAUGCUGCAGGAGCUGCUGUCCUCCGCGGCUAGUGCAGAGCCUGGGAGGUCGAUUGAGGAGAUUGCCUUCACCGUUGCUGACCGCAUUCUAGCCAGUGAGCCUGUGCAAAACCUGCUGGAGACCGAAAGCGCCUUGAGCCCGUUGGUAAAGCCCAUGCACACGGAGGACUUGCUUAAAGGCCCGCAGCUGGAAGACAUCCAGGUCACAGAAUGGAAUAUUUGGAGUGGCAAGGUCAAGGAUGCAAAGCAGGCGGAGGAAGAGCUAAGAAAAUCGUCCAAGUGUUCUCCUCACGGUGGUCGGAGCGUUGUGGACUUUGAGCUCCGAGAGUUGGAGCAUAAUGUGCCGGAGCAGGUAGGCUGCGCUUCCGAUGACGAGAGCUUUCGGAACAGGAUGCAUGCGGGCUUGGAGCUUCGCACAACGACCCAGCAGUACACGUGGAUGCGCUGGGAGGGCAAGCCCAGAGCCGUGCUGCUCGUGGCGAAACAAGGUGACCGCGAGGUGACUCGCAAGCUGAGAGACAUAGCCUCCUGGAUAGAUUCCCAAGGUGUUUACGUUGUCCUGGAGCCGGAGCUAUGGGAUGAAGUGCAGGGCAGGAGUCCCGGGCUGAAGCCAGAGCCUUCACCGCGCAAAGUCUGCUGGUGUGCUGGCCCCUGUGACUGCCGUAGACUCGUCAGUAAAGUGAAGCGGCAAGAGACGCCCACUGCCACUCCAAAGUGGCAGUGGGGCAGUCCUGAUGGGCUUCCGCCCGGCUUUGCCCAGCGCUGUCGCACUUGGACCCCUUACCAGGACAAGUUAGAGGAGCACAUUGACUUAGUGAUUUCGCUGGGAGGUGACGGAACUCUUUGUUGGACUUCGGGCCUGUUUGCCGGUGCAAUGCCGCCAGUUAUUGCUUUUGCUGCUGGAUCCCUGGGUUUUCUAACUCCUUUCCCGCUUUCCGACUGGAUGAGCGUGCUGAUGCCCAUUCUGGGCUCCAAGAGCGAGGUGGCACCGGCGCUGCAGCUGGUUUGCAGGAUGCGGUUCCAGAUGCGGCUGUCACGGCACGAGGAGGAUGAUGCAACGACAUCACCAGCCAUUCCUGUUCAAUCCAUGAAUGAGGUGUUAGUGCACAGAGGGGCCUCUCCCCACCUGGUCAAGCUCGAUGUGUGUGUAAACGACAAGAGCGUGACGAUGGUGCAAGGAGAUGGCCUCAUCAUCGCGACGCCCACUGGAAGUACGGCAUAUUCCCUAGCAGCGGGAGGGUCCAUGAUGCACCCUGCAGUGCCUGGCAUCAUCCUUACUCCUGUCUGUCCACAUUCCUUGUCCUUCCGACCAGUGGUGCUGCCCGACAGUGCCGUUGUCAAAGUGCGAGUGCCCACAAGCGCUCGGACCUCGCGUGUCAUGGUGGCCGUUGAUGGCAAGGAUCGCAUCGAGCUGAAGCGUGGCGACUCAAUAGAGGUUGCAGUUUCACCGUAUCCAUUGCCGACAAUCUGCAGAUCCUCCGUCACGAAGGACUGGUUCAGAUCUGUCAAUGAAGCGCUUCAGUGGAACCUGCGGCUAGAGCAGAAAGCAAUCAAUAAGAGCUGA